AGCCCAGGGGCCCCCCACUUUCUGGCCUCCGCCCGCCUCGGGAUCCAGACGGAAGGACGCGUGCGGGGUGCACGGAACUCCCUUCUCGCCCGCUCCCUUGGAGGUGCCACAUCCUCUCCAUUCUCCGUAAUUGUUGCCAGAGCCAACUUCCACAAAUAUGAAUGACAUUUCCCAGAAGGCUGAGAUUCUGCUUUCCUCAUCUAAACCUGUUCCCAAAACCUAUGUGCCCAAACUUGGCAAGGGCGAUGUCAAGGAUAAAUUUGAAGCCAUGCAGAAAGCAAGGGAAGAAAGGACUGAGAGGCGAUCUAGAGACGAGAAGCAAAGAAGAAAAGAACAAUUUCUUAGAGAGAGAGAGUGGAGCAGGAGAAAGCAGGAGAUGAAAGAAAUGCUUGCUUCUGAUGAGGAAGAGGAGACAUCUAAGGUAGAAAAGGCUUUUGUACCAAAGCUAACAGGAACUGUUAAGGGCAAAUUUGCAGAAAUGGAAAAACAAAGACAAGAGGAGCAAAGGAAAAGAACCGAGGAGGAAAGAAAGCGCAGAAUUGAACAAGACCUGUUAGAAAAGAGGAAAAUUCAACGAGAAUUAGCAAAGCGAGCUGAGCAGAUUGAGGACAUAAACAAUACGGGAACUGAAUCAGCGUCAGAGGAAGGAGACGAUUCGCUGCUUGUGACAGUGGUGCCUGUAAAAUCUCACAAAACACCUGGAAAAAUGCAAAAGGGUUUUGAGGACCUGGAAAGAGAACGUGAGGAACAGGAAAGGAACAGACAUGAAGAGGAAAAGAGAAUCCGGUACGAGGAACAAAGACGAUCCCUCAAGGAAGCGAAAUGCCUUUCGCUUGUUAUGGAUGAGGAAGCAGAGAGCCAAGGCACAAAGGAGUCUCUUUCUCCUGGAAAGCUGAAACUCACUUUUGAAGAAAUGGAGAAAGAGAGACAAGAAAAGAGGAAGAGGCAAGCUGCGGAGGAGGCUCGACAGCGCCUGGAGGAGGAGAGACGGGCUUACGAAGAAGCCCGGCAGCAAAUGGCCAAUGAAGAGGAGGGCAGCCGUGAAAUGGAAAAUUCUCUUCGAGAAUCUCAUCGCCCUGGGAAACUCAAGCUCAGCUUUGAAGACAUAGAAAGGCAAAGAAGAGAAGAAGAGAAGAGGAAAGCUGAAGAAGAAGCCAGGAGGCGAAUAGAAGAAGAAAAGAGAGCUUUUGCAGAAGCUAGGAAGAGCAUGGUCCUAGACAGCGAUUCUCCAGAGAUCUACAAAACAGUUUCACAAGAAUCCCUGAUACCAGGGAAACUAGAAAUUAAUUUUGAGGAGUUAUUGAAACAAAAAAUGGAAGAAGAAAAGAGACGGACUGAGGAGGAACGGAAGCAUAAACUGGAGAUGGAGAAACAGGAAUUUGAACAACUGAGACAAGAAAUGGGGCAGGAGGAAGAGGAAACAGAAACCUUUGAGCUUAGCAGGGAGUAUGAAGAAUUAAUUAAAUUAAAAAGGAGUGGUUCUAUUCAAGCUAAGAAUUUAAAAAGCAAGUUUGAAAAAAUUGGACAACUGUCUGAAAAGGAAAUACAGAAGAAGAUUGAAGAAGAGCGAGCUAGAAGAAGAGCAAUGGACCUUGAGAUCAAAGAGCGAGAAGCAGAGCAUUUUCACGAGGAAGACGAUGUUGAUGUGAAGCCUGCCCAAAAAUGUGAGGCCCCCUUCACUCACAAAGUUAACAUGAAAGCUAGAUUUGAACAGAUGGCGAAGGCCAGAGAAGAGGAGGAGCAGAGAAGAAUUGAGCAGCAGAAGCUGUUACGCAUGCAGUUUGAGCAGAAAGAGAUUGAUGCAGCACUCCAGAAGAAAAAAGAAGAGGAGGAGGAAGAGGAAGGAGGCACCAUUAAUGGCUCCACACUCGAAGACAGAGAAGAACAAACUCGGUCUGGAGCACCGUGGUUCAAGAAGCCUCUAAAAAACACGACCGUUGUAGACGGUGAGCCAGUACGAUUCACUGUGAAAGUAACCGGAGACCCCAAGCCUGAAGUCACGUGGUGGUUUGAAGGAGAGAGGUUACAGGAUGGGGAGGACUAUCAAUACAUUGAAAGAGGAGAGACCUACUGCCUUUACCUCCCAGAAACUUUCCCGGAAGACGAAGGGGAAUACAUGUGUCAUGCAGCCAACAGCAGGGGUACUGCGGCCAGCACCUGCAUCCUCACCAUUGAAAGUAAGAGCUAACUCUAGGUCCCGUCCCCCCUCUCUCCCCCACUACCUACUUAGCUCCUUCUCUUCUUAGCAAGAAAAUCACUAAUGUCUGGUUUUCUCUUCUCUUCUAGCUGACGACUACUAGCUUUUCUUUCUCUGGAACCUUCCUUCUUCUCCUCAAUUUCCUACUGCAUCUGUCUCUUUCUGUGGAGGGGCCAAGUAUGGGAAUUCAGGAGCUAUCAUGGCCAUGCUAGAUCUAAAGGCUUACCAUGGAAGCCUGAAAGACUGAAUAAAAUGAGGGAAAAAAAUCUAUCAGUAAUCACUUGAGAAUUCCAACGUCCCUGUUUCUGUAACAUGUAAUCCAAUGGUAUACAUUUGAACCUUUCUGAUCUAAAAGCUAUGCUUAUUUUUAAGCAGGGUGAACUUAUGUGACCCCCAAAAUGCCUAUUCAAAAUGGAAGCAAAAGAGGGUGAAAAGAUCAGAGACAGGUAUUUAAACUAUAUAAAACAUGCUCUUAGUCAGCCUCAAGGGACAGAAAAAAGCAUAUAGACAACAGGCUAACUUUAUCCACCCAAACUAGAAUCAAUCAGCCAUGCCUUACUAAUACAUUAAAACUUUGAAGGUGAACCAAUUUUGAUUGAUAGCUUUCUUCAACAAUGUUAAAUUCAGAUCGUUUCUGAGGACCUUCAUCUGAAGAGAGAUUUUGGUAAGAACUUAAAAAAAAAUUUUUUUAAAGGGCAUAUUAUAAAUUCUAAAUGUAAAACUUACUGCCAAUGUAUCAAAGUUCUGAGACUUCUGAGUAUUAAUAUGAGUAAAAGAAGUUGAUUUUACCCAAAUAAAUUAUAUUAAAUUGGCUCACAAUUCCACAAAAGCUUCUGAAAAUUCAGAAAUUUCAUACUAACCAGUUCAUAAAACUUCAUAUGACUUAAAAAAAAAAGCCCUGAUAUCUGUAAAAAUGAGUAAACUGAAGCUUAGAAGCUCUGGAAAUGAUGAGGAAAGAAGAGAAGUUUUAUAAACAAAUUUCAAACAUCUCAAGUUAAACUUGUAGGUUAGAUUUUGGUCUUUUGAAAUGAGUUUGUAAAUAAUCUUAACUCUUACGUUCUUUAUUCAAACUUUUCUUAUUUUAACUUUCUGGAAGAUAGAAUUUUAUUUUCCAAUGUAAAAAUAAAAAUAAAGUAAAUUCUGUAUUAAAACAACCUCUCUGGUUAUUCUCAAGUAAUAACUUGCUAAGGAUAGAAGCUCUCAGUUUUAUUGACAUUUCUAGGGUCAGUUCCUUUUUAAAGGGCAGAAGAUGUUAUUUACCCCCUGUUUGCAAUUCCUGAGUUUAAAAUAAAACACUCCAAGAGGAAACCUUUAAUGACAAAUGAAGGCAAUACUUGGUAAAGGUGAAGACUUUAAUGGACUCAUUCAUCCUGUUAUCUGUUCUCAAAUCCUCUAUAAUCUACAAGAGUACCUUUAAAUUUGAGGAACUAAAUGUCCAAGGGGGGAGGAGAGGAGGAAAAAGAGACCCAACACUGCUGUAAUGUGUCCAUUCAGUUACAUUUAUUGAGAAAACCAUAAACGAUACAAAAUUCGAGUAAUGGUGCGCCCUUCUUACAUAGAAAUGUCAUCAUAGCAAGCUCUAAACCACAUUUUGUAAAGCAUUCAAUUUACCUCAAGUCCAAGCUGCAUCUCCCUAAGACACUGUUCCCAUCACAGUAGCCUUUAAAAGCCAAUCUUCUUUAAACACACGGGUAGUUUCUGUAGAGAACACUUUUCUCAGGACGAAAAUGCAUUGAGCAUGCAUAAGAAAAAUAUAUAUAUACAUAUAUAUAUAUGCGGAAAUACAUAUGAGAGUUUCAUAGGGAUAACUAAAGAAUAUAAAAUCUUAAAAACUGAUUUCCUUUUGAAAGCUAAUUUAUAAAUCCUAGCCCCCCCACUUCCUCCUCCCCCAGAACAAUUAUAGUGUGGAAAGAAAACCCAAACUAACAACACAAAGCAAGUGCUUUUUAAAGCACCCCCCCAAUGAAGUUCUCAAUGAGGAUGCAUAAAAAAAAAGCAUAUUAAAGUGAGAAUUGGCAGCAAAUAAUAACGAAAUAACCCUAUCAGAACUCUACAUUACUAUUUUUCCCUCGGUGACACAAUUUCUUUUGGCACCCUUGCCAAAGAGAUGAAAUGUUAGCAAUGAUUCUACAAGACUUCUGCAUAUUUUUCUAUAUUCUUUCUGAGUUACUCCCUCCAUGACCCUUCCCAUUUUAACCAUCAAAAACCCCUUAUUUGAGGUAAUGUCUCGACGUUUACAAUCUCUGAAAAUGAACUUCACUGAAAAAUAAAAUUUACUUAUUUUUUCAUUUCUAAAAGAAAUAUCAUAGUACCACUACACUCAGUAACCCAUGAGGAAAAAUAAAAUAAGCAGAUUCCCUGUAAAUUUGGGUUAAGUGCUAUAAAGACUUCAACUCCAGGUUAAGCAUCCUGUCCUCAAACCUCCUAACCACCACUGUAGUCAAAUGGGCUGGCUCACCUUUUCUGCUUUCCAUUUAUUUCACCGUUAAAAAAUGCUGGCUGGUAAGAGCAGUGAAGGCUUAUAGUCAUGAAUUUUAAAAAGUUCUCAAGAGACAAGAAACAAUGCCCCUAUAAUACAUCAUCUAUGAGCAUAACUAUCAGCAUUCAGGUCUAUUUUCUUCUAUAAAAUUUCAAGCUAAAACUGCAAAAUGUGAUGACUUACAGGUUUUAAAGAAAUCCUUAUAUUAUAAAACUUAACACACCUGACCUUGGCUGUUUAUAAAAAGAACAAAUGGAAACAGAAGGUGGUGCAGAAGCUACAUAAUUCAAGAAAUUUAACAGUUCACAGAACAUUUAUGAGCAAGUGAAGAGCAUAUCAAAGUGGAUCCAUUCUGUCUGGGAAUACGUGUUUUUUGCCCAUGUUUUACCUUCUACCUCGAGCCCUUCUAUGGUCCAUGCUCAUCGGCUCGCCAAUGGCCUACAGCCCAAGGGCUCCUUCCUCUCUGGGGCAGUUAACUACCUCAGGGCCCUUGUCUAUGAGCUAUGGUUGGGUACUCGCAGAUCUUCAGCACUGUGUGUGAACAUGAAGGCAGUACUUUUGAAUAUGUAUCUUAAAUGGAGAGAGAAGCAGGACUUUUGAAAAGGAUCAGCACAUUUUAGAAAAUGAAGAAACAAAAACUGAAACGAUGCUGCUUUUUUACUUUCCACUUAACUGAAAAAAGAACAGCAAAAAAACUCCCCAAAAAA
Molecule: messenger RNA, 5383 nt
Organism: Phascolarctos cinereus (koala)
Lineage: Eukaryota; Metazoa; Chordata; Mammalia; Diprotodontia; Phascolarctidae
Gene: NEXN
Product: nexilin F-actin binding protein
Biological process (GO): mitochondrial fusion
Source: RefSeq, a predicted model, not a curated record